Messenger RNA from Triplophysa rosa, 4655 nucleotides. It is a transcript of the gene entpd5b, whose product is annotated as ectonucleoside triphosphate diphosphohydrolase 5b. NCBI's taxonomy places the organism in Eukaryota, Metazoa, Chordata, Actinopteri, Cypriniformes, Nemacheilidae. The transcript is spliced from 14 exons. The record is from RefSeq and is a predicted model, not a curated record. Gene Ontology annotation, molecular function: GDP phosphatase activity; UDP phosphatase activity. Gene Ontology annotation, cellular component: membrane. Gene Ontology annotation, biological process: nucleoside diphosphate catabolic process. The coding region runs from base 333 to 1598 and encodes 421 amino acids.
ACGCCCACAAACGUCACCAGCUGCCGCUGUCAAUCAUCCAGAAGUUCCGCUCGCAAAACGCCGGUCCAGUUUCUGACCGAUAAAUCCUAUUUCAGCGCAUUUUAUACGACAUGAAUGUUCAGCACUUUAAAUAUGAUUAAACGUGGAUGUUUGACAGGUGUCAAUGUUAACAUUGUAACUUUUAUCGCCACAGUUUGAGCGUAACCUAGCACGUUAGCAGCUAGCUGUUAUUAAACUUCUGACACUAGACAGUGUGAAAUAUUAGAGAUGCGAUGCUGCUGGUUUAUUGAAACAUUUUGAUUUGACUGUGAGGUGCGUCAUCACUUCUGAGGAUGUUCUGGGUUCAGCUGAUGCUCCUCUGGACUCUUAUGGUGAGGUGUUUGUGUCAGGUGAAUGGACACAACGGGAUGGACUUCUCAGUCCUGCCGUCCCUCAGUCGUCCCGCAAACGCCAGUCACGUGUUCUACAGCGUCAUGUUUGACGCCGGCAGCACAGGCACACGUGUUCACAUCUACACCUUCACACGCAAACAUCCAGAUGAAAUGCCGGUGUUGGAUAAGGAAGCGUUUGAUUCUGUGAAGCCCGGUUUAUCAGCGUAUGCAGACACACCUGAGAUUGCUGGAGAGACGUUACGAGAGUUACUGAGAGUCGCUGCGAGAGCCGUUCCUCCGGACCGAUGGAAGAGAACUCCGGUGAUCCUGAGAGCCACCGCUGGGUUCCGACUUCUGCCACCGGCCAAAGCUCAAGCACUCUUACAGCAGGUGCGAGAUGUGUUUGAUGAAUCUCCUUUUUAUGCGCCGGCUGACAGCGUUGGCAUCAUGGACGGAACAAACGAAGGUGUUCUUGCGUGGGUCACAGUCAACUUUCUGACAGGUCAGCUUCAGGCCAACACACAGACCACAGCUGGAAUACUGGACCUGGGUGGAGGUUCAACUCAAAUCACUUUCCUUCUCAAGUCAACAAACGCUAUUGAAAGAGCCGAUCCGGAUUACAUCACAAGAUUCCACAUGUUUAACUCCACCUAUCAGCUCUACACACACAGUUACCUUGGUAACGGAAUCAAAGCUGCUCGGCUGUCGGCUCUGGGCUCAGAAGGUCUGGAGAGGAACGUUUUCAGAAGCUCUUGUUUGCCCCAAAAGUCCACAGAAGACUUUAGCUUUGGAGGCUUCACUUAUCACGUCAGCGGCAUCACAGAAGGAGAGAGCAGAUUUCAGAUGUGUUAUCAGGAAAUGCUGAAGGUUGUGAAGGGGAUCAUUAAACAGCCGCAUGGCUUGAAAAACAGCUCCACUUUUUAUGCCUUCUCUUAUUAUUUCGAUCACGCUGUGGAAGCCGGACUCAUCGAUGAAGUGAAAGGUGGAGUUGUGAAGAUCCGAGACUUUAAGAGACGAGCUAAAGAGUUGUGCAGCGGAGCGUCUGAACUCAAUCAAGUCAAUGCUUUUCUGUGUAUGGAUCUCACGUACAUCACAUGUCUGCUCAUAGAUGGCUUCGGUUUUAAAGACAGCACCGUUCUGAAGCUAACCAAGAAGGUGAACGAUGUAGAAACCAGCUGGGCUUUGGGAGCCGCAAUUAACCACUUUUACAAAUUCAAGAUUCACUGAAAAACAUUCAGAGCUGUGUAACGCUGCUAUUUCUGCUUUUGUGUGUGGUGUUUUUGCCUUUCUUUAUACCGUUUUUAGUGAGAAAGAGAAGGAGGUGGGAUCGGGAAAGGACCAUGAGAUGGAAUCGAACCCGGGUCGUCCGAUACGAGUCGGAGCACUGACGAUAUUUCAGUUUUAAUGUUCAUUUUAGCUUUUUAGUUGCUGUUUCUCCACACGAAACCUUAUAAAAACAUGUGAAGAACAUCAUAAAGAACCUGUCCUGAUCCCAUAUCCAACCUUUAGAAGAAAUUACAACCAGUUUUCAUGUUCGUUUUUCAUUGAAUGUUCAGAGUCAUUACUAGCCGAUUUUUAACCCUUUAAAUGCUGGUUUGUUUACAUAAUGCUACUAAAGUUUUUAGGAAAAGAUUGUCAUUAUUUUGCAUGUGGUAAAUGCUAAGCAGCUUUUUUUAUUACAGUCUUGGAUAUGUCAGUUAACAUAACAACAUUACUUUUGAUGCUUUAGUUUUUUUCUCAGCAGUGUCAGAUGAAAAACCUCACACUUAAGUCCAUAGAUGACAAACGUGUCCAUGCCCAAAAACUCAUAAAUUAUUAUAUAUUAAUCUUUUUUCCACUUUUACUGACCUGUAUUUUUACCCAUUUAAAUGCUGGUUUGUUUAUAUAAUGCCCCUGUUUCCUUUAAGUGAAUACAAAUCUGCUGUGGCUCAUAUAAACAGAAUUUGUAACUCACUGUACAGUAAAAUGUCUUUUAAACUGUACACAGACACACAAACUACGCUUUGACAUCUACAUUAACACACAAACACAAUUAUAGUUGCAUCUUUUGUUCAGUUUUGUUAUUUUUAUUGUUCAAUAAAAAUAAAGUGUUUGCGCCACAGACCAAACUGCUCCAUCAGGAGAAAUACUUGAAAACGUAGACAUUUCAUGAAUCUUUGCGAACACGAUGAAAGCAUUUUAACACAUAAUGCAUGAUUUCUUCUUAAAUAUUUGUAUGAGUUUCAAAUGCAUACAUUUAAUUGUCCUUAAAGCCUGAGUGUGACUGUUGUGUGUAACUAAAUUAAAAAAUGUAAGUUUUAAUAAGAAUAUAAACAUUCCAGCAAGACACACACUUUUACAAAUCGUGUGCUGUCCGUGUUCACAAACAAAUUCAGAUUCAUAUUCCACUUGUGGUGAUAUUGCAGCAAUUAAAUCAUGAAUGUAAACGGGCUUGAAAUGAACAUCGAUCACAAAUAUCUGCAUCAGACAUCACAACACAAAUCCACGUCUUUCUGAGACCUAGAGAAGAACUAAACACUUUCUAACUUCUUUAUCAACGUUUACAGUAAAUGAUUCCAAUCUAUCGUGAAUCAGAAAGAUGUCAGUAAUGUUUCUAACAUUCUGUUGUCUUAUUUCUUCUGGUUUUAUUUGUGUGGUUGACCAACGUAUUUACAGUUUUUGCCCAUUGCUUGAACACUUUUUGCAAAACGUCGGCUCAUUGUGUCAAAACUUUACACACAAGACACAACACUGGGAAAUAAACCAUUCACAUCUGUCGGAUUGAAACUCUGCUAUCAAAACCUAACAAUCUUUUGUCAAAAUGUCAUGACAAAAUGAUACACACAUGCAUCAUAUGAAUACACUUUCAGAUUAGCAGCAACACACUAUUUAAUUGUCACUGUUUUUAUUCAGUGCAUCAGUUAGCAUUCUGUGAAGCUCAAUGCAACACUUAUGGUUUUGCCCAACAAAGCUUUUCACAACAACCAAAAAUGAAAGUACUGAAAGGUUACAAAUGACAUCAACUCAAUACUGUACAUCACAGUACUAUACUUUACAGUACAGUACAGUAAAUGCCGUAACGCAAAAAUAAAACCCAAAAUACACUGUAAAUACAGAAAAACAGGCCAAUUGUGCGUGGGUGGGAUUAUGGAUCCUGCCGUCUGUUUGGGUCUGGCCACAGGAUCUCAUCAACAUCACAACAGCCAUGGAUUGACCUUACCUCAAUGUCUCCGCAUGCUUCUUCCAUUGCCUGCCAUGUGGAUGGCGGUCAUAUACGCACCAUCUCCAAGCAGAAAAAGAUUCUUCGAUAGGGUUUAGAAAUGGCGAGUAAGGGGGCAAGUAUACAACUUCGAAUUGAUCAUGGUUGGUGAACCAGUCCCGGACCAGAGUGGAAACUAACAUUAUCCCAGACAACAACAAGCCUGGGCUGCUCUGAUCUGUCCUGUACAACUGCAUCAUGAAGUGCAUCGCGAAAUGUGAGAAUAUGUUGCGUAUUGUAGGGACCUAGUUUGGCGUGAUGGUGCAGUAGCCCUCGAAGGCUUAUGGCGACACACGUUUCCCCGGGACAGGCACAAUUGCUCUUUGGCCAAUUAUAUUACGACCCCGUACAGGCGUUGCCGACCACCCCAGAAGGUCUUCUAGUCAUUCUGUAGAAAAAUGCAACCACAAAUUGUUAUUGGUCUGGUUCUUUUUUACUGUACGCAGUACUGUAACAUGUCAAUGGUACAGUACUAUGUACUAUACUGUACUGUAUGUUUCACAAAACGACCAUUUGUUGUUACAAAAGGAGCACUAGCCAACUUGCAAUACAGUACAUGUGAUACGGUACAGUACUGUAAAUACUGUAGAUACAGUCUGGAGUAGAGAGUUGAAGACAUGCCUGAAUGUCCUUGUGAUGGAUGCAUCUGUGACCCGGCUUAGAUGUGGCUUCCCUCAUUGUCAGGCCGUGAUUUAUCACAUGAUCCACCAAAGUUGCUCUAAUAUCAUCUGAAAUAUUGUUCCGAGCAUAGCCUCUUCCACACGUCCUACUCCUCUCUCUCUCUCUCUCUGUCUUCCUCUAUCUCUACCUCUCCCUGCUUGCAAAGUUCUCAAAGUGAGGUCUAUUUGUGGCUGGCUGAUUGGUGUUCAGUUUUGUAAGUAUUUUCAGGUGUGUGUCUAAAGGUUUUCAAUCACCCAAUGUGUUUUGUAUUUUGAUGAGAUGUGUUUUCCCAAUGGUACCCAUGAGAUUUCAUUUAUGAACGAAGUGUCUUAUGUAUGAAAUAGUGUGUAGUGUGCAGGAGCAAGCAAAAAAUCUGCCAAUGGGGU